AUGGCUUUUUUCUUCCUUUCCUAUCAUACCCUAUUUCUUGCACUUAUGUUCUUUACCACAACCCAUAUCCUAGCUCAAUUGCCACUAACAAAUGGAACAAACUUUUCAUGCCCCGUGAAUUCAAUUCCUUCUUGUGACACAUACGUGGCAUACUUUGCACAGUCUCCAAAUUUUUUGACUCUAACAAGCAUAUCUGACAUAUUUGACACCAGCCCUCUAUCCAUUGCAAGAGCCAGUAACAUGAAAUCCGAAUAUGAAGAUCUUAUUCCAGGUCAACUCUUGUUAGUACCUGUAAAUUGUAGUUGCAAUGGAAACCUCUCAUUCGCCACUAUCUCACAUGAGAUCAGGCAAGGUGAUAGCUACUAUUCUCUUUCAACCACUUCAUAUGAGAAUCUCACCACUUGGGAAAAAGUGAAAGAUUUAAACCCUCAUCUAGACCCAUAUCAGUUGCAUGCAGGUAUCAAAAUAGUGAUCCCUUUGUUCUGCAAGUGCUCUUCAAGAUACCACUUGGAUAAAGGGAUAGAAUAUUUGAUUACCUAUGUUUGGCAGCAAAAUGAUAAUGUUACCCUUGUAGCUGCCAAGUUUGGGGCAUCCCCAGUGGACAUAAUAACUGAAAACAACAUCAGCCAGAACUUCAAUGUUGCAACCAACCUUCCAGUUUUUAUCCCAGUGACACAGCUACCAGCUCUUUCUCAAAUUUAUUCACCACAUGAAAGAAAGGGAAGCAAUCAUCUAUCUAUUGUGAUCAUUUCCAUUGGUGUUAGCAUUGUUUUGUUUACUCUUUUAUUACUGGUUUAUGUAUAUUGUUUGAGGAAAAAGAAGACUAGUAGUGAGAAUAGGAGCGGGCCUUCUGUGGAGACUGCAGAUAAGCUAAUUUCUGGAGUUUCAUGCUAUGUAAGCAAACCAACCAUGUAUGAAGUUGGUGUGAUUAUGGAAGCUACCAUGAACCUCAAUGAACAAUGCAGGAUUGGGGAAUCAAUGUACAUGGCCAAAAUGGAUGGUCAGGUUUUAGCAGUGAAAAAAGUGAAGGAAGAUGUCACAAAAGAGGUGAUGAUUUUACAAAAGGUAAAUCAUGCAAAUCUUGUUAAACUAACAGGAGUUUCUUUAGGUAAUGACGGGAAUUUCUUCCUUGUAUAUGAAUAUGCUGAAAAUGGAUCUCUUCAUAACUGGUUGUUCUCCAAGUCUUCCAAUGUUUCAAGCUCAAUGGGCUUCCUCAAUUGGAGUCAAAGGAUAAGCAUAGCAAUUGAUGUUGCCAUGGGUCUUCAAUACUUGCAUGAACACAUUCAACCAUGUAUAGUUCACAUGGACAUCACAACAAGUAACAUCCUUCUUGACUCCAACUUUAAGGCCAAGAUAGCAAAUUUUUCCGCGGCAAGAACAUCAACAAAUCCUAUGAUAACAAAAUUAGAUGUCUUCGGUUAUGGAAUGGUUUUGUUGGAGUUACUGACAGGAAAAGAAUCCUUAGCAAACAAUGAAAAUGGUGAAUUGGCAAUGGUGUGGAGUAAGGUUAAAGGGAUCUUUGAUCAAGAAGUGAAGAGAGAGGAAAGGUUUAGAAAAUUGAUGGAUCCUAUGUUAGGGGAGUUUUAUUCUCUUGAUGAUGCUCUCAGCAUCGCUUUCUGGGCAGUGAAUUGCACAGCAGAGAAACCUUUGUCUAGACCAACAAUGGGAGAAGUUGUUCUUAGCCUUUCCCUUCUCACUCAGCACUCUCCUUCCACAUUGGAGAGAUCAUGGACUCAUGGGUUAGAAGUAGAAGUUACUCGAACGCUGCUUACUCCAGUCACUGCUCGUUGA
Molecule: messenger RNA, 1791 nt
Organism: Abrus precatorius (Indian licorice)
Lineage: Eukaryota; Viridiplantae; Streptophyta; Magnoliopsida; Fabales; Fabaceae
Product: serine/threonine receptor-like kinase NFP
Exons: 1
Coding region: 1-1791 (596 amino acids)
Biological process (GO): protein phosphorylation
Molecular function (GO): protein kinase activity; ATP binding
Source: RefSeq, a predicted model, not a curated record